Pangasianodon hypophthalmus (striped catfish) is the source of this 1540-nucleotide messenger RNA. RefSeq names its product opticin (gene optc). Gene Ontology annotation, molecular function: protein binding. The transcript has 7 exons. NCBI's taxonomy places the organism in Eukaryota, Metazoa, Chordata, Actinopteri, Siluriformes, Pangasiidae. The coding region runs from base 187 to 1164 and encodes 325 amino acids. The record is from RefSeq and is a predicted model, not a curated record.
GCUUUAGAAUUAGUGACAGCUGAGCAAACAAACACUUGAAGGAACCUGACCUUUCACCUCUUCACCCAUCAACUCUGUCAGUUUGGUUCCAGUAGCCCUGCGACUGUGAGACACUCUCAGUGCUCAGAGACCAGCUUUCAUUACAGCUGUCUGUACACUCCAACAUCAAGCCUCUAUGCACAAAAGAUGGCACUGUAUGUAGUGGUUGCUGUGGCCCUGCUUGGCUCCUGUUGGGCAGCUCCUCCAGUUGAUUCUGAUCCGGUGAAUUAUGAUGUGGAUUCAGACACGUGGGACCUGAACACCUAUGGAGAAACCUAUGACUAUGAUGACUUGGAUGAAGAAGUUGGGAAUGCAGGGAUUUCGAUUGAGGUUGGGACCAUGGCUCCUCCUGCAGCCAUUACUCAUCUACCUCCUGCAGUUAUUCCUGUAAACAAAACAGAGGAAGUGACACUCCUACCACAGACCACCAAGCCCACAAUCCGUCCUACUCUGGACUUCCAGGGCCCUGGACUUUUUGGUCCUGACACUGGCCUGGGGAUGCCCACCUGCCUGCUGUGUAUGUGCCUCAGCGGCAGUGUGUAUUGUGACGAUGCUGAUUUGAUGGAGGUCCCCCCUCUGCCCAAAGACACCACACACUUCUAUGCCCGCUUUAACAAGAUUACUGCGGUCAAAGCAAAGGAUUUUCUUAACCUGAAUCAGAUGAAACGAAUUGACCUGACAGGGAACCAGAUCUCUAAGCUGGAUGAGGACACCUUCCGCACUCUCCCACAGCUCCAGGACCUAUUUUUAGCUGACAACAGAAUUCCGUCUCUGCCUGAGCUUCCAGCCACUAUGAGGCACAUCGAUGUUCGCAAUAACCGUCUGACGAGUGCCAGCAUGCACAGAGAAGCCUUUAAGGAAAUGAAAGACUUGCAGUUCCUGUACCUGUCAGACAACCGACUAGACUACAUUCCUGUCCCGCUUCCUGAGAGUCUACGAGUGCUUCAUCUGCAGAACAACAACAUCCAGAGCUUGAAUGAAGACACGUUCUGCAACAGUCACGACCUAAGCUAUAUACGCAAGGCUCUGGAAGACAUUCGAUUGGACGGCAACCCAGUGGAUGUGAACCGGUAUGCUCAUGCUUAUGUCUGCCUGCCAAGAGUGCCUGUGGGAAACUCACACUGAGUGUUAGGAGGGCAUAUGGCUACUCGACUGGUUCUGCUUCAGUAGAUUCAGGUAUUAUGAGAGUCACUGUAUUAGAUAAUAUGGCACAUGUAAGUCUUGGCCCUAACUGACCAAUCUUUUAUUCAACUGACCACUCAAAAUGGACAAAGUGUGAAUGGAUAGAAAAUACUUUUUAUGCCUAUAUAUGGUAUUUCCUUUUGCUCAUUUAUAAAGAAUAAGCUAAGCUCCUUAAGUAUUAGCAAUCAACCUGACGUCUUUCAAUAGCUUACAGUAUCUGAACCCAAUCUUCAACUUCCAUAUGCCAUUUUUGGUCACAUAAUAUAUCUGAAUUACUUGAAUUGCUGCUGAACACUUAAUAUUAAAAACUUAAAAUAUU